AUGACGCCCUCCAUUCCUGAAGAAAUUACCACCGCACUUGAAUUGCUGGAUAAUGUAGGAGCCACCGUCAAUACAAUCGCAAUCAACCUUGGAGCCAAUAGACUCGACAGGAGGAGCUUCCGGAAAUAUCUUCGCGAUUACGCUGAGCGCGCCGCGUCCGAUGGCCAACUCAUUAAUGCUUCGAGGAGAGACACCCCUCAAUGUGCCAACCGUGGCUUGCUUCUAGCGUAUUCCCAUAUGGAGUUGAUAUGCUGGCUUGCAACAAACAACUAUACCAUCUCAUCUUCGUCCGUCAAAUGGUACAGCUGGAGGAAAGUACUCUCGAAAUACCGCCUCCCCUUACUUGGAGUUUCGCCGCAAAAGUCCCAUUUAUUAAGGCAAUUGCAAAAUAUCAAGAAAAUAGCAGAUCAGGUAUACGCGGAAAUCGAUGCAAAAAAUAUCCCUGUCUUACCAGACUCUGUGAAAUACCGCAGUGUCUCCGUAUGUCCGCCGGUUGAACCUCCACCAGGAAUGGGCGAUCUUAUUCAUCGGGCCACCCUUGCCCACAAGCGGCUCUCCCAGUGA
Messenger RNA from Penicillium samsonianum, 564 nucleotides. RefSeq lists its product as uncharacterized. The transcript is spliced from 3 exons. NCBI's taxonomy places the organism in Eukaryota, Fungi, Ascomycota, Eurotiomycetes, Eurotiales, Aspergillaceae. The coding region runs from base 1 to 564 and encodes 187 amino acids. The record is from RefSeq and is a predicted model, not a curated record.